ACACAGGGAGUGAGUCAGUGGAUGCGCCGGGGAGCCUGACAAGGUGUUGCUGUAGACAAGUGCAAGUAAAGUCCCCGGGUGUGUGAGUGACACUAGUAGCAUCAUGAUGGCAGAGCCCAGCGACUCCCCAGUACACAGCCAGCCCAGCGCACAGCCCGUCGGAUGGCCCAUCUGCAGAGACAGCUACGAACUCCAGGAGGUUAUCGGUAGUGGAGCUACAGCUGUGGUUCAGGCUGCACUAUGCAAACCCAGGCAAGAGCGUGUCGCCAUAAAGAGGAUUAAUUUAGAGAAAUGCCAGACCAGUAUGGAUGAGUUGCUGAAAGAAAUUCAAGCCAUGAGUCAAUGCAGUCAUCCCAAUGUAGUGACAUAUUAUACCUCAUUUGUGGUGAAGGAAGAGCUGUGGUUAGUCAUGAAAUUGUUAAGUGGAGGUUCCAUGUUAGACAUAAUAAAGCAUGUGGUCAGCAAAGGAGAGCACAAGAAUGGAGUCUUAGAUGAAAUAAUAAUAGCAACCAUACUUAAAGAAGUGUUGGAAGGUUUAGAUUAUCUACACAGGAAUGGACAAAUUCAUAGGGAUUUAAAGGCAGGAAAUAUACUUUUGGGAGAAGAUGGAUCAGUGCAGAUAGCAGAUUUUGGUGUUAGUUCAUUUUUAGCAACCGGUGGAGAUGUAACAAGGAAUAAAGUAAGAAAAACAUUUGUUGGUACCCCAUGCUGGAUGGCUCCUGAAGUAAUGGAACAGGUUAGAGGUUAUGAUUUUAAAGCUGAUAUAUGGAGCUUUGGAAUUACUGCAAUUGAAUUAGCAACGGGUUCUGCUCCAUACCAUAAGUAUCCUCCAAUGAAGGUUUUAAUGCUGACUCUGCAAAAUGACCCCCCAACGUUAGAAACUGGAGUGGAAGAUAAAGAAAUGAUGAGGAAAUAUGGCAAAUCAUUUAGGAAACUAAUCUCUCUAUGUCUCCAAAAAGAUCCAUCAAAACGGCCGACAGCAGCUGAACUCCUAAAAUGUAAAUUCUUUCAAAAAGCCAAGAAUAGGGAAUAUCUAAUUGAGAAACUUCUUAACAAAACACCAGAUGUUGCUCAGCGUGGAAAAAGGGUUAGGCGAGUGCCUGGCUCCAGUGGGCAUCUCCAUAAAACUGAAGAUGGUGAUUGGGAGUGGAGCGAUGAUGAAAUGGACGAGAAAAGUUCUGAACUUAAUGAUUCAUUUUCCAAUGAAAAGUCAAGAAGAGUGAUUGACAGCAAUGAAAAUGCAGAGACUUCUUCAGAUAUUAAUAUGCAAAGAAUACAGAAUUUGUCUUUACAGGAAUCUCAGGGACAAUCAAAUGAAAGCCAUCAGGAUGGUGGAUUUCCAUCUGCUAUUAACCUUGUUCUGAGAUUAAGGAAUUCCAGGAAGGAACUUAAUGACAUACGAUUUGAGUUUACUCCAGGCAGAGAUACGGCAGAUGGUGUUUCGCAGGAGCUCUUCUCAGCAGGCCUUGUAGAUGGUCAUGAUGUCGUUAUAGUUGCUGCUAAUUUGCAGAAGAUGAUAGAUGAUCCUGUGACAUUUAAAUCGUUAACCUUUAAACUGGCAUCCGGUUGUGAUGGGACAGAGAUUCCUGAUGAAAUCAAAUUGAUUGGAUUUGCUCAACUGAGCCUUAGCUGAUUAGUUACCCGCUGACAUCCAUCAAGAUCACAAUUUGUGAAGGGGCCAUCUUAUACAUAAUGGAUAUGAAUAGCACCACACAAUUAUUUCUUAAUUUUCUAGAAUUUCACAAAAGUUGGUACAAGCUGAAAUCAGAGCUGUAAUCACUGCUGCUAUCCCAAAAGCUACUCAAUGUAUUUAUAGCAAUCAAUUUGGAAAUCCCCCCAUAUAGAGAAAAGAUAAUUAUGCACUUAAUCCUUAUAGCUAUAUUUAUUAGUUACUUAUAACUUUUUUAUCUAAUAUAUAUAGUUCUUUAAAUAGAAUUUUCUCUGAUAUUUUAAUUGUAUUGUUGAUUGACAAGACUGCCUGUUUUCUGUAUAAUUUUAAAGUGAAUGUGGGAAAAAAUUAUUAAUUAGCCAAGUGAGUUCUAGUUGUAAAAAGAACUGUGAAUUUUAUUUUCUUAUAUUUAUGAAUUGCACAUCCACGGAAUAUUUGUGGUAAAAUUGCACACUUAUCUCAACCUAUACUUUUAAGGACUAUUAUGGAUUUUGUACCUGAUCUACUAAAAAAAUCUUAUCAAUAAUUUUUUCUACAAAAUUAAACUUUAUGGAGUUGUAGAACAAUUAAAUAAUAAACUUUUCUAAAUGAUUAGAAUUUA
Messenger RNA from Bombina bombina (fire-bellied toad), 2270 nucleotides. It is a transcript of the gene STK39, whose product is annotated as serine/threonine kinase 39. Bases 104 to 1633 code for a protein of 509 amino acids. The transcript has 18 exons. Gene Ontology annotation, molecular function: protein serine/threonine kinase activity; ATP binding. The record is from RefSeq and is a predicted model, not a curated record. Gene Ontology annotation, biological process: protein phosphorylation. NCBI's taxonomy places the organism in Eukaryota, Metazoa, Chordata, Amphibia, Anura, Bombinatoridae.